AUGCGUAUGUUUGUAGUAACCCAACCCGGGUUGAAUUCAUUGUGCUGGGCGGGCGCCAUUUCUGCCCUCACGCCCAAGAUCUCGCUCAAAAUUACGAGAAUCGAAUUACCCGCUGGGGCUGGCACUCUGGCCUCCCCGCUGACGACGGCCAGCACACCAACGGCCGUCGUUUCGGAUUGGGACGGGGGCGAGGUGCUGAUGGCCGAGGUGGAAUACCUUGCACAUGUCGUCGCAAUGCCAAUCGUGUUGACUGUUGGAAUGGUGAAUCAAUGUUUGAAUAUCUUCACGCUGUUGCAUUUGCCAUCCACAGCUUUUCUUUAUUUGAAGGCUUCAGCCGUGGCGGAUAUCUUAUCGAUACUCAGCUUUAUACCAUUCUUGCUGAGGCAUGCUGACAUGCACGACAAUCGUUCCUACCCUGCUAUGUUCUACCACGCCCAUCUAGAAUUACCCAUCAUUAAUGCGUUAAUAGCGGCCAGUGCGCUAUGUAUAGUAGCCAUGACGGUGGAUCGAUACCUAUCCGUAUGCCACCCUAUCACCUUUUUCAAUUCUUCAGAAUCGAAGAAGCGAACAAUGGUUGUAAUCGGAUCUUUAUACCUCACCGCUUUCGUCGUCUUUUUCCCGUCAAUAUGGCAAAAAGUUGUGCGAGAGGACGAUACGCGACUACAUACGUACAGUUUGGAGAGGAAUACGAGUGUCGAGCAGAUGAAGAUCUUCCAAUUCUAUCUGUUCUUCAGGGAGCUAAUUUCGCGGUGGGGUCCGAUCGUCAUUCUCGUUAUCUUAAAUGCGGCCAUGAUCCGAAAACUGCGAAAGUUGGACCGUAAAACUUUAAGACGAAGCAUACGUCAAAGGUCUAACAACAGCGGCCGCUCCCCUCGAGAAGAUCGAUCACGAAUUUCUGUCCUUUUAUUGGUCACCGCGACAACUUUCGUGAUCUGCAAUCUUCCCGCUUCAUUUCUAUCCAUCUUUAUCGUCAGCUUGCCGAAGAACUCGACAUUUUGGCAGGUCUUCCGCGCCCUGAGCAACUUGCUACAAACUACGAGUUAUUUGUACAACUUUUACCUGUACGCCCUCUGCUCUUCGGAAUACCGGGAAGCCUUCAAGAAGUUGAUCGGUUGCCAGCAGAAUCGGUUGCUCAAGAUUUUCAACUUUUUGCGGGCGACGAGUACUUGUACUACACAAACGAGUGAAGACGGUCCUACAAAGAAGGGGAGUAGUAAUAUUCCGCUUGUUAAUAAGCCCGCAAACGGUCAUUGCUGUCCGGAAGUGAAAAUCUACAACGAAAACGAGGAGAUGCUCGGCGCGGUGGCUAUG
Mesorhabditis spiculigera is the source of this 1311-nucleotide messenger RNA. The record is from the annotation of a GenBank genome assembly. NCBI's taxonomy places the organism in Eukaryota, Metazoa, Nematoda, Chromadorea, Rhabditida, Rhabditidae.